This is a messenger RNA of Girardinichthys multiradiatus, 1185 nucleotides long. RefSeq lists its product as uncharacterized. Bases 1 to 1185 code for a protein of 394 amino acids. Lineage: Eukaryota; Metazoa; Chordata; Actinopteri; Cyprinodontiformes; Goodeidae. The transcript is spliced from 4 exons. The record is from RefSeq and is a predicted model, not a curated record.
AUGCCACGCAAGGGACGACGCUCCGAGGCCGCCAAGAAGAGAUGGAGGACCCUGGACCUGGAGGACCUGCAGGGCAGCCAGCCGAACGUCGCCAAGCCCAGGACAUCGCCACCCACCGCGCAGGCUUGGACCCCCACCCAGUCUCCGGAGAAGAAGGUGGAGGGAACUCCGACUGAGAGGACCAGGCCAGCCCGUCGCCAGCCCAGGAGAGCCGCCCCCACGUUGGAGGUUGACGCCCCCGCCGAGUCUUCUCCCGUGCCUCUCGAGGACCAUGUCAGGGAUGACAGCUGCCAGGCUUCUUCGUUGGAACCCUGCGUCAGCGGUCCGCCUGUCCAGACUGUGAGGGCCACACAUUGCCAGGCUGACUACAGAUACGGUACAUUUUCCCGUAAUCACCAGUGCACCUGUAUGGCUCUGACAUUUUUAGCGUACCACAGUGAGGGGUUGCAGUGUGACACAGUGUUACUUGACAGAGUACUUGAGCAAGGAGAUGCAUUUUAUGUUGGCAUUAAACAGCAGCUCAUGUUGAAUGGUAGAUUUGUUGAUAAUCACUUGACAGUUGAAGAGAUGCCCCAACAAGUACUGACAGACGGGAACAUCUACACUGUACACACAACAGGUGUAAGAGUUGGUCAUGUUUUGUGUCAGAAUGAUAGCCCUCAAAGAUCACGGCGAAUGGGAUUGCCUCUUGCUUCACAACUAGAGUGUCUGUCUGAAAAUGUCACCCAUGCUUUUCUUUUGGUGACUCCAGAGUGCAUUGCAGUUUUCCGGUACAGAGACGGUAGGUUUGGAGUUUUUGAUUCUCACUCCAGAAACUCAGCAGGCCUGCCCCAUCCUAACGGAACUGCAGUAGUCAUGACCUUUAGCAACCUAACGCUCAUGGUUGAACAUCUGUACAAACUCUUUGAGAACCGUGGCCCCUAUGCCUUGUAUGAGUUUGUACCAGUAUCGUUUGUCAGCGACGACAUUGGUGAUGCCCCUCCUCCGGCCUUGAGCAAUCUGAAUAUUUCACCUGGAUCCACACAAGCAAGCCCAGGUGAUGAGAAACCAGAGAGCACUUCUGAUGAAGAGGAAAUGCCAGCUUGGCUUGCUGAAGUUGUAAAGAAGUCCGAUGUCAACCAACAGGACGAGAUGAAAAAGAUCAUGCAGGCCUAUUCAAAACAGUUAGUGCUCAAGAGUCAGUAG